AUGGAAGAUGGUCCAACCUUAGUUUCAGGCUGGGCAUGGCUUCCAAGCAACAUUCUGGAUUUGAUUCUAGAAAAGUUGAUCCCAAUUUCUGACUAUAUCCGAUUUAGUGCAGUUUGCAAGCAUUGGCAAUCAGUCGCUUUACAUCGCAAGAAGCAGCCCAUCAAAUCAUGUCACAAGCAGAUUCCUAUGCUCAUAAUUCCCACCAUAGACAGUAGCAGCGAAAGGCGUGGCUUGUAUAGUGUGACACAAGGUAAGACUUGUAGCUUUGAGUUGAAUGUGUAUUACAGUAAGAGGUUCUGUGGUUCUUCCCAUGGUUGGUUGGCUUGUGUGGAUGAGAAUCUGGUAGUAACCCUCUUAAACCCUUUUACCGGGUGUACCAUUAGCCUUCCACCAGUCCCCAAAUCCACUUGGAGAUCGACGGUAGCUUAUAGAUGUGAUUACUACAUUAAUAAAGUUGUAUUGUCUGCAGACCCUUCUUUUCUUCCUAAUGACUAUGAAGUAUUGGUCAUCUAUGAUGGCUAUGGGAAACAUAUAGCCCAUUUUAAAUCAGGGGAUGAUGCUUGGACUAGCAUAGAUCAAAUGAUCGGAUUCGAUGAUGUAAUUUAUUAUAAAGGCCAGUUUCUAGGCACAGACAAUAAAACAUACCUUGUGCAAUCAUCCAAGGGAGAUCUUUUGCUGGUUGUCAGCCAAAUUCCAUACUUCACUGAUGAUUGUGUGGAUGUAGAAUGCCAUAAACCUAAAGGGCCUCAUGACAUGGGUAUCUUCAACUUGGGAAAACAAAAGCAUGGGAACACAUUACUGCUUGGAUCGUUCGCAGAAGCACAUGCCACCAGCAAUUUGGAUCUUGCCCUCUAUGGUGUGAAAAGAUGGUUCCAGUUUUGUUCUUUCAAGCUCUAUUUUCAUUUGUUUGUCAUUCUAAAUACCAUCUCCACAGAAAUUCCGAAUGGCAAUGUUAAGAAGAAAUCUGAUGCCCAUAGUCUGUUCAAGGUUGAACCAUGCAAAGUUGAUAGGGUUUACGACAUGCUUGUGAAAAAGGGAAUGGCUCAAGCAUAA
Molecule: messenger RNA, 1053 nt
Organism: Prunus armeniaca (apricot)
Lineage: Eukaryota; Viridiplantae; Streptophyta; Magnoliopsida; Rosales; Rosaceae
Source: the annotation of a GenBank genome assembly